UGUGUUUGCUGUUCAGUUGUCAUGUGAUGUUCUAUUUAUAUCUGUAAGAUAAUUAUAGAUAUCCGAUGUCAAAAUAGAAAUUGAAUCGAAACUAUAGUCAAUAAAUUUUGGGGAUUUCUGACAUUGGAUUUUCGAACUACUUAUUUUCAGUUUUUAGUUUUCAUAGUUAGUUUUGUUUUGAACACCGAGUAGUUCGUAUCAACGAUGAUAGUCGGAAAUACAAACGACAUUAUGAUGUCACAAACGCUUGGCGAAGACGACGAAGAUACAGUUUCGGAAGGGACCCCACAGAAACCCACCCUGACGUCAGAAGGCCCACAACAAGUCAUUUAUAACCAUGCACACCGCCAAGAGGACGUUAGUGCUGAAGAUAACGGCAGAAACAGUGUUGUUAGUGACCCUGGGUACAUAAGCUGUGCUGGUAGUGAUCGAUCGAGUGUUCAUAGCUAUAGUGCUGGUGCCGAAAACGAAACACCUGUAGAAGAGACCUGCGUUUUCAACUCAAACGAAUACAACGCUGUUAUAUCUCCAUGCAAUACAAGUAUUGCGGAUGUUCUUAACGAUACUUAUAUCGCAUCGAGUCAAAAUUCACCAAUCAGUGAGACUGAUUCAAACUUGCAAGAUUACGAAUUACCCCCCAUCCAGUUAGCGGGGAAGUUAGAAAAAAGUUUACGCGAGAGAGCUAGAAUGAUACAACCAGUUGCAAUAUAUAAUCAAGUUAUAUCUGGUCAAAUGGAUUGGUCUACAAUGCAGAAUAACGAAUUGCAAAUGGAAGAUCCAGAAAAUACUGAUUUCGAUAUAUUUUUCGAUGGAGUUCUCGAUGCCAAAUAUGGUGAUUUAACAUUACAUAAUUCAAAUAAUUCUUCAAUAUUUGUAACUUCUACUGAAAAAGUCGCACAGCAACAGCAACAACAACAACAACAACAACAAGAGCAAAUAUGCUACAAACAAGCAAUACCGAACGCCCCUUUUGUUCAGGCUCGAGGAUUGGACCUAUCGCAAGGACACUAUGUUUCCAGUACUUCAGGAAACAACAAAAACACAACGGAUGAGUUCCCCUUGUCUGUUGAAGACUUUGGCUUUGAAGAAGAUAUCUUAGGGGCGAAUUCAAAUAAAUAUGUUGUACAAGACACUCAGCAUCGCUAUACACUAUCACGAACAGGGAGUAAUUUUUCCUCAAAUGACAUGCAAAGCCCCCAAAGGCCUCAACAAGUUUAUAAUAUUGCUUCACAACAAUAUGCGAAAUACCAACAAGAAGCUAAUACCAACAAACCUUAUGAUUAUUCCUCAGCAUCAAGAAAUAUUACUUUUGCACAAAAUGCAGAAAGACGCGCACAGUCUAGAGUUUUUGUCAAAUCAAGCGAAGAAAAGCAACAAGAAAUCGUCACAACAUCGAAUCCGGAAACGAAACCAAGAAUUUCGACUCCUACCACUGCAGAAGAAGAAGCUUGGAGAUCAUACCUAGAAAAUCCUCUCACGGCCGCAACAACUGCAAUGAUGUCCAUUCACGGAGACGAAGAUUCAGCUGCAGCUUUAGGAUUGCUUUACGAUUAUUAUAAGGUUCCAAGAGAGAAAAGGCUUCUGAGUUAUCCAGCAAAUGUAAACGAUAAAGUUACAACAAGGGCAAUACUUCCACAAAGAAAUGUUUCAUCAACUCCUAUCAAUUUGGGAACAACACAAACAGCAUCGGCAGCAACGCUCAAGACGUCUAUGGGAGUCGACGUUAUCGCUCUUCGACCUGUCAAGAACGAACCAAUAAAUACCACACAGGUUUUUGGAACAGUUGCUGAUAUUCUGAAACUUCAUCGACCAACAACUCUUGACCAAAGUAAAAUAAAGAAGGAAACUUUGUUAGAAUCGCCACAAGAUUUAUCGAACACAUAUUCAAACAUGGAUGGAAAAAUGACAUCACGCGGUUACCUGACAUCAAUGGCGUCAUCAAUAAGCAAUCUAAACCAAAACAACAACAACAACAACAAUAAAAACAACACCUUUGGAACCCUUAACGCAUCGAGUUUUACAACAAUAUCUCCAUAUGCUGUAAAACUUCAGGAUUCGGCUAACGUUUUGCACAGAAGCCAAUUUGAUAUAAAGACAGAAUACUCUGGAGAACUAUUUGAAUAUGUCAUGGAAGCACCCAAAAGUCUAAAGCAAAAGGAAGGAGAUCCGACUAUGUCGUAUAUCAACAAAGGUCAAUUUUACUGUAUAACGUUACGGAACGACCAGAAGCAAUGGAAAUUCAAAUCAAACCGCGUUAAGACUGUUGUCCACAUUGUAUUUGGUGAUGGAAAGCCUGAAGAAGAGCAACUCAGACAUUGGAAAUACUGGCAUGCGAGACAACAUACUGUGAAACAAAGAAUAAUUGAUAUUGCUGAUUAUAAAGAAAGUAAUAUGAUAUAUGAUAUCGAAGAAAACGCUCAUAACGCAAUCAGUUUUUCGUGGAACAUAAAUGAGCCUGCUAAAAUAUUCAUCAGUUGUAAUUGCUUAAGUACAGAUUUCAGCGCACAGAAAGGAAUCAAGGGCUUACCCUUACUUAUCCAAAUCGAUACGUACCUGGAAGGACAAGAUCUUCUAGUGCAUCGCGGGCAAUGUCAGAUUAAAGUUUUCUGUGAUAAGGGCGCUGAACGAAAAAUAAGAGAUGAGGAAAGAAAAGCAACUAAAAGAGGACAAAAAGCUUCAAAACAAGGAUCAUCAAAUUCAGCAAACAGUAUGAUGACAAUAGCAGCGUCAGAUUUGAAACAGAUUGUGACGUCAUCGAACACGUCAUCAACGAGUGGACAACCUCAACAAAAACGAACCGAUUUCGUCAUUUUCAAAACAGUUGAUGAUGUUGAAUCUCGUCCUGUAUUAUUUGUUCCAGAUGUUCCAGGUCACAGUGUUGUUUCACAUCCUUUGAGUGUUUGCACUCCCUCAAUUUCACCUUGUACUUCUCCCGUAAUGUCACCUCAUGUUGUGCAACAAACUUCCGCAUCGGAGACUGAACAGACUUACUUUACAACCACGGGCGAUUCAAUGGAAAGAGGUUUGAAACGAGCGCACAGUGAAACCGAAAGAGCUCCUCCAUGCAAGAUAUCUCGUUCCGAUUCUGAAGCGUCACAAAGAGUUUUAUUAUACGUUCGUCAAAUCAAUGAAGAAGUUUACGACGGCCUUAUGCUCCAAUCACCAGACCUUAACGGUCUCAAAUUAGCGGUCCAAGAAAAAUAUAACUGCGCUGCUGAAAGUAUAACAAAAGUUUUCAAGAAAUCAAAGAAAGGAAUUUUAGUGCGAAUGGAUGACAACAUAAUUAGACACUACAGCAAUGAGGAUACCUUUGUUAUUGAUAUUCGAAGUGAACAUCAGGAUAACACCACAACUUACAAAGUAACACUAACUGAAGUAUGACAUCCUUAACAGAUGACUUGUAUAUUUUACGCGAUUUUGCGGUCUGUCAGUCAAUAGAGCUAUGCAUCACAGUUUGAAAUAUGCCAAAAACAAUCCGCUUACCUUGAUGAAGUUCACACUGCACUUCAGGGAACAUGAAACUAUAGUAAAAAUAGCAUGAAAGGAAUAUGACGUCAACGAAUAAAAUAGUGUUUAUGACGUCACAUGAUGACAUCAUGACAUGUAAUGAUAUCGCAUCUCAAAUGUUGUUGAUAAAAUCCUUGACAUACUGCUAUCACCUUUUUUACAAUCUUUUUUUGAUUUUAUGAAAACAUGCUUUGAAAUAUUCUGUUUAAUAGACUUUGCACUAUUUUUAAAACAAAUAUAUACUGGUGUUUUUCGCUUUUUAGCAAGACCAAAGCUAUUAAUUUUAAAUUGUACUCCGUCUGAUGGUGUUGCUUAUGCUAUUUGCUCAUAAAGCUUUAUUGAAAAAUAUUUGCAACAAUCUUUAUAUAGAUCAUGACGGUAUUGUAAUUUACUUUUUUCCCUCUGUUUCUAUGGCAUCAUCAAAUAAGUGACGCCAUAACAUUUUUACUUGCUGCGUUUCUUUUUGCCUAUUUUUGCCAAGUUUCAUUUUACAUUUCUGCCAAAUGUUUAUUAUAUUACUCGCUUUUCUCAAGCACGGACAUUAGGACUGAACUGGUAAAGAUAACUUGAAUGCGAAUGAGUACAUUUCUGAACAGAAGUUUUUUUUACGUGAGUUUAAAGUGAAAUUUUCCAGUGGCCCAAAAUACAAUCCAGAUGUGUUUGGAGUCAAAAUUUCGUCAAUCCGGUUCAUUCCUAAUGUCCUCGAGUCGGAAUCGGAUGUAGCUAUUCUCUAGCAUUUGAGCCUUAGUAGGAUGGUCCCCGUGUUUGUAUUUUCUAUGCAUAACUGCAUGAUGACAGUGAUCUAUAUCAGCAGAGAUUUUUAUACAGAGUAGUUGUAGAUUGAAAGAUGGCUUCGAAAUUGCUUAAAUGAAAUAUAUUUCUGCUGGUCGACUCUUGCAUUUUCAGAUUGUUUAUUAUCUAUCGUUCCGCUAUUACGAUGUGCCUUGUUAUAUUUGUCAAAUAUGUAUUAUUGAUGCCUUACUUGAUAUAGUGCAGCAUUAACGUGUUGAAUAAAUAUAAUAAAAAUACCAAAAGCAA
Styela clava is the source of this 4545-nucleotide messenger RNA. Its product is annotated as grainyhead-like protein 2 homolog. The record is from RefSeq and is a predicted model, not a curated record. Gene Ontology annotation, cellular component: nucleus. Gene Ontology annotation, biological process: regulation of transcription by RNA polymerase II. Gene Ontology annotation, molecular function: DNA-binding transcription activator activity, RNA polymerase II-specific; RNA polymerase II cis-regulatory region sequence-specific DNA binding. NCBI's taxonomy places the organism in Eukaryota, Metazoa, Chordata, Ascidiacea, Stolidobranchia, Styelidae.